GCUCCGGAAGUUGUUUUAUGACGCUGCUGCCGAGCGGAAUCAACGCAAACCUGCAGAGUUAAUGGGAUAUUUUAGAUAAAAACAGGUUAUUUAAUCGUUUUUAUUAACUAAAACCAGUCUGUAAGGAGUUAUUAUAAGUGUCCGUCUGAUGUGAGGUGGUCAGAGAUGAGCGUCACUUUGGAUAUCAGACUGAAAAGAGCGAACAAAGUUUACCAUGAAGGGGAAACGGUGGCGGGCGUCAUCCUGCUGGUGUGUAAGGAGGCGCUGCAGCAUCACGGCAUCUCUCUGAGCAUGGAGGGGCUGGUCAACCUGCAGCUCAGCUCCAAGAGCGUCGGCGUCUUCGAGGCUUUCUACAACUCUGUCAAGCCCAUCCAGCUGAUCAGCAGUAACAUCGAGGUGGCCAAGGCCGGGAAGAUCCCAGGAGGCAAGACGGAGAUCCCCUUUGAGUUCCCUCUGAACACGAAAGGCAACAAAGUGCUGUACGAGACGUACCACGGCGUCUUCGUCAACAUUCAGUACACCCUCCGCUGUGACAUGAAGCGCUCGCUGCUGGCCAAAGACCUGAGCAGGAACUGUGAGUUCAUCGUUCACUGUCAGCCUCAGAAAGCUAAAGUUGUCCCCACUCCGGUCAACUUCACCAUCACUCCAGACACCCUGCAGAACACCCGAGAGAGGAGUUUACUGCCAAAGUUUCUGGUCAGAGGCCAUUUAGACGCCACCAACUGUGUGAUCAGCCAGCCGCUGACCGGAGAGGUGGUGGUGGAGAACUCCGACGUCCCCAUAAAGAGUAUUGAGCUGCAGCUUGUACGAGUGGAGACCUGCGGUUGUGCUGAAGGUUACGCCAGAGACGCCACGGAGAUCCAGAACAUCCAGAUAGCCGAAGGCAAUGUCUGCCACGGCCUCGCUAUUCCCAUCUACAUGGUGUUCCCCAGACUGUUCACCUCCCCCACGCUGGAGACCACCAACUUCAAAGUGGAGUUUGAAGUCAACGUUGUCAUCGUUCUUCAUGAUGAUCACCUGAUCACAGAGAACUUCCCUCUGAAGCUGUGCCGAGUCUGAAGUCACGUCACUUCACUGCUGGCCGGCCUUCAGCACUGUUUCUGCAUAAUAAUACUAAUUAUCUGACUUUAAAUACACCUGAUUUUCUGUCAUUAAUGUACAUGAAUAUGACCAAACAGAUUAUUCCUUUUGUUAUUUUUUAAAGUUAUAUUUGAGUUUAAUAAAUAAAACAUUUUUGAAAGUAAA
Molecule: messenger RNA, 1245 nt
Organism: Sebastes umbrosus (honeycomb rockfish)
Lineage: Eukaryota; Metazoa; Chordata; Actinopteri; Perciformes; Sebastidae
Gene: vps26c
Product: VPS26 endosomal protein sorting factor C
Exons: 8
Coding region: 166-1059 (297 amino acids)
Biological process (GO): intracellular protein transport
Cellular component (GO): endosome
Source: RefSeq, a predicted model, not a curated record